Closterium sp. Yama58-4 is the source of this 3276-nucleotide messenger RNA. Lineage: Eukaryota; Viridiplantae; Streptophyta; Zygnematophyceae; Desmidiales; Closteriaceae. The record is from the annotation of a GenBank genome assembly.
AUGACGUACAUGGGCGAAAUGGGGGGGAUUGCUGAGAAGGAUAACAAAUCGCUCCCUAACGCGGACAGGCUUCUGCCAGAUGAUGUUCCUGAAGAGUCAGUCGGGGAGGGAGGCAGCCAUGACAAUUUCGGCAUGUUUGACUCGAACCCGUUCGGUACCGUGAAUCUCGCCGCGUCCUUUCCGGAAGGCUCGUGCGAGCCGCAGCUGGUCCCGUGCGCUCCGAAGCCCGCUGCGACGACGACGACGACAAACGACGUCGCAGACUCUGUCGCAGACGGAGGAGCGUUCGGGUCGCCUGACGUGUUCAGCUCGCCGGACGGUUUCGCGUCGGAGGAUUUCAAUCUGUCGUUCGGAGGGAUGGAUGACGUGGAUGCGCUGAAUCAACAGGACCUUCGUUAUAAUCUCAUGCUCAGAGGAGCGGGCCUUGCAGAGCAUUCUACCGCGGAUGCUCCGUCGCAUCCCAAAAUGGAGUUCCCGGAGUACCCAGCGCAUCAUCCGAUGAACCACCCAAUGUAUCCGCCGCAUAUGCCGCUCUACUACCCUGGAAUGCCCACCAUGCCGGUUCCCUACUACGGCAUGCCGUACCCUCCCUUUCCGUACAACCCGUGGAUGGCUCCUUACUCCUCGCCCUUCCUUUCCCCCCCACAUGCGAUGCCUGGAACCAACGCAAUAGCCGCCGACCCUGCCGCCAUCGCGCGUCAGCGUCGCCUGGUCGCGGAUUCCGUGCGCGGUAAGCGACGACGACACGCGCUCAACGCGUCCUCGCAGUUCCCUUCCGCCGUAUCUUCCGUCGCACCUUCCGCGAUGCCUUCCGCGUCCCUCUACGGCCAUCCUAUCCCAUCCUCUCCCUCAAUCCUCCCUUGGACUAACGUCAAUCCCGACGCUGCCGAUUCGGCGAACGCCGCUUCCUCUUCGCCGUUCGUUCCCGCUGCUCCCCUCCCGCCGCUCUCCCCCGCCGUCGUCCCGUCGUCCCCCAAAGCCAUCGCGUCCCCCGCACGGUGCGCCUCGCCUGUUCCCACAUCGUCCCCCGCUGCGGUCGGGAAAACUGGCGCGGGGAAGGCUGCGGCGAAGAGUCCGCUGGGCAGAGUUGCUCCUCUCCCUGCUGCUGCUGCUGCUGGCAAAUCUCCUGCCGUGAAAUUUUCAGCAGAGGUAGAGGUCGCCGCUGCUCCAGCCGCUGCUCUGCCGGUUUCGCCUGUUCUUAAGAUUGAAGAGGACGUGUUUGUUCCUACCGCUACCGCUCCCGCUAUCCCCGCUACAGUCUCCGGUCCUGUGACUGGGCAGCAAGUCAAGGGAGGGAAGGCCUCGGCGAAGCAGCAGCGGGAUGAGCGGCGAGUGAAGCGGCUGCUGCGGAACCGCGUGAGCGCGCAGCAGGCGCGGGAGCGGAAGAAGAAUUAUGUCGCGGAGCUGGAGCAGCGGUGCGAGAUGGUUGAGAGGAGUAACGCGGAGAUUGAAGGGGAGAUUGCCGCACUGAUGGCUGAGAACGAGCGGCUGAGGCAGUCCAUGCGGAGGGCUAUCAGGGAGACUGGAGUAUCACAACAGCACGGUACAACAUCGUCGGAGGGCGUGGUGGUGCGGGAUUCGGUGUUUUUCCACCGCACUGCCCUCUGUGGUCUUAUGAUACCCCCUCCCUCCCCCAUCUUUCCAACCAACCCCCACAUCCCACCCCACACACCCGGUGCAGGCCACAACAACACCGUACAGCAAGCACUAGAGAGCCUGGUGGUGUGGGAUUCGGUGUUCUUCCACCGCAUUGCACUCUGCGGUUAUGAGUUUGAGCAGGCCUAUGCCUUCUUUCCGCUCCUGCCCUUGCUCAUGCGCCUCCUCGCCACUGCCACUCCCUUCCGUCUGCUUCUCCCCAUUCUCGGAGCUCCAGCCACAUUUGCCUUGGUGGGACUGGUCGUCUCGAAUACUGCCUUCGUUGCAGCAGCUUACUGCCUCUUCAGGCUCACCGACUGUGUUCUUUCUGAUACGCGUCUGGCCUUCCUCUCCUCCCUCUUCUUCUGCCUCACCCCCGCCUCUGCUUUCUACUCUGCGAUCUAUUCCGAGAGCAUAUUCGCACUGCUCGCCUUUGCCGCCAUGUGGCGCGUUGUGAGUGGCCGAUGGAUCUCUGCGUCCCUCUUGAUCGCCCUCUCAGCAGCCGCUCGCCCUAAUGGUGUCCUUCACGCAGGCUUCUUCCUCUUCUCCUCACUGCAGGCCGCAGGGCCCCUCAUCCUCCGUCUGCUGCCAUGGCAGCUGCUGCAGUGGCUGAUCCAUGCACUCAGCCCACAGGGGAAUGAAGGCCGGGAGGGACGGCAUCAAGGACGGCAGCAAGGGAAUGAAGGCUGGCAUACAUCGCUCAAGACAACCAAGAAACGGACAGGCAGAAGAGUGUCAGCGGCGGGAGGGGCGGACGAGAUUGGGUCGUUUUUGGAGAGGAAGUGGCAGCUGUGCCGCACAAGACUCCUCCCCAUCCUCCUCUCCACCGCCCUCUGCUGCCUCCUCUCCUUCUCUCUCCUCCUCUCCUUCCAGUUCUUUGCCUUCACCCAGUUCUGCCGCCCUGCUGCUAGCACUACGCCUCGGGAUGUUCCCUCCUGGUGCAUGGACUCCAUUCCCUACAUCUACGGCUAUGUGCAACGCAAGUACUGGGAUGUGGGAUUUCUCCGAUACUUUCAGCUGAAGCAACUCCCCAACUUCCUCCUGGCAUCACCCACCCUCCUCCUCUCCCUCUCAGCCGUCCUAUCUUUCGCACUCUCUCGCCUUCUCCUCUUCCUCUCUCUCGGCCUCCUCUCCGCUCCCUCUGACCAGCACCGCCUCCUCUUCCUUCCACCUCCCAACCACCCAAAAGAACGAGAGAGGGAGGAGGAAGUGGAGGAGGAGAAGGUGGAGGAAGGGGAGGAGGAGAAGGUGGAAGAAGUGGAGGAGGAGAAGGUGGAGGAAGGGGGGGACGAAGGGGAGGUGGAAUGGCGAAGAUAUGACCGUUUGAGUGGUAACAAGGGGUUCUUUUCUGCUGCUGCUCUUCCGUUCCUGCUGCAGCUGCUGUUUAUGACAGCAGUGGCAACGUUGGUGAUGCACGUACAGGUGGCGACUCGUUUUCUCUCCUCCUCACCUCCCCUCUACUGGUUCCUAGCCCAUCUCCUCACAUCAGCGAAUACCAAGUACUCUAAAUCUGCCCGCCCAUCUUCCGAGUAUGCGGAUCAAAGGUGGGAGUUGUUUAUGGUAAGGGCAUGGAUUGGUGCAUCAGUGGGGUAUGCAGUCAUUGGCUCCUUGCUUUUCAUCAAUUUCUAUCCCUUCACGUAG